AUGGCGAGACCUUGCACAGACGGAGACGCGGCGGCUGCGGCGACGUCGUGUGCGCGCAAGCUUGUGCCCUGCUUUUGGUCUCUCCUCUCCACUGACUUCACUUUCCUGCACGUCGAUCCUGAGUACUUCGCGCGCGUUGGGGGGCACGCCGGUGGGCUCGUGAGCACGUCCCUCCUCGACUACGUGCACCCCCAGGAUCGCCCCUUCGCCCAUUCCGAGCUUGCCACCGCGGUGCGGAAGGAGACCUUGUACGGAACCGUGAUCCGGAUGCGCUGUCGCGACUUCGCGCGGCUAGCUGGCGUCGAGAUCGGCGGACCGGAGGACACGAGCCCAACCACCCCGGGUGAGCGCUACGCGGUGGUCGACCUCGUCGUCAACUGCGCGGCCGAGGGCGUCCUGCUGUGCUUCGUGCACACCGUCGAGGACCUCUGGACGCGCGGCGGCGAUCGCUGCGGGACCUCGGCGUUCGGUGCGGCAGUGAAGUUGGACCUGCAGUCCCCCCUCGCGUUGGAAGCCGAGCGGGCAGGGCCGGAUCCCGACGGCGCGACGCGCGUGCUGCAGAUCGUGGAGAACUCCCGGAGAGGGCGCUGGGCUGAGCUGGCCGCGGGGCGCUCGUCCGGAGCGGAGAAAGGUGGGGACUACGCGGCGUGCACGCGGCGACACAAGGCGUGCGGGACGGCCGUGCUCCCGUCGGGCGCGAGGAGGGAGGUGGAGAGCGUGUUCGUUCCGUACGGUGCGGUGAUUUCGUGUGUCAUAGGGUAG
Molecule: messenger RNA, 762 nt
Organism: Epithele typhae
Lineage: Eukaryota; Fungi; Basidiomycota; Agaricomycetes; Polyporales; Epitheliaceae
Exons: 5
Coding region: 1-762 (253 amino acids)
Source: RefSeq, a predicted model, not a curated record